AUGAUUGAAUCCUUUUUGAAGAGACGAGAACUGAAGAAUCAAUUCGCAGUGAGCUUGAUCGUUGAGGGUAGCGAUUCAGAGGAGAUAAAUCCAUCGGUCACUUUCGAUCGUCUCAUGACGAUUCUUAACGUGAACACAAAACCCGAAUUCCAACUCGACACUCCACCUCGAACACCCGAACUUCCAGCAACAAUGCAGUCUGAUUCUUUGGAGAGUCUGAAGAGGAUUAAAGUUGAGGAGACAUCUCGAGAUGAUUUGCAUACGUGUCUUCAUUGCGGAGCACUAAUGGAAGAACCGACCAUCCGGCAGUCAGCAAAACAACUUCAAAUUGAGUCACAAAACGAGAAAGAUGAAGAGGUGUAUUUCUGCUCGAUGGCGUGCUACUAUAAAUUUGUUGCGAACACGAAGGUGGCGCUAUCGCCGGAUGAUCUUGUGCGCGCUGAACGGUUUGUCGAUGAAACAGUUGUGUCAAAAUUGCGACAGAUUAGCGCCGAUAAUUUCGCCAAAUGUCUCCAUCUCGGAAAGAUAAAGUCCGAGUCGUCGAGCACAUCACAGCUGAGCGCUUCGGAUGCAUGUGCGACCACAACGCCCGCAUCAACACCCUCAACGAUGCUUGACUAUCGAUUCUCAGUCACUGAAACCGAUCCACGCUAUCAACUCCAGGUGAUCAAUGUGCGAGAGUUGUCGUUGCUGAAUGACUCGUCGACGAAACGAAAUCUGGAGAAGAAAUGGAAAGGUCAUAUGUGGAUGCAGUGCGAUACGUCACUAAUCGAGAGUUUCCAUCGUUUAAGCACUCAAGUUCGACAGAAGCAUAUGGCAGCGCAGUUGCAAUCGCUGGAGAGAACACGUGGGAUAAACGCGAAUCGCAUCGAUGAUACACGCUCGUGUGCGUUGUGCGGUAGAUGUGGAGAUGGUGAGGUUAAUGUGUGUGGACGAUUGAUUAAUGCCGACGCUAAUGUUUGGGUUCAUGUAAAUUGUUGUAUUUGGUCACAAGAGGUGUACGAGAGUUCAAGUGGUGCGUUGAGCAAUGUUGAAGAGACACUGCGUCGUGCAUCAACUGUAGCUUGCUCUCUGUGUGGCCAAAAUGGUGCUUCGAUACGUUGCUAUAAACUCACCUGUGAUACUCAUUUUCAUUUACCGUGUGCAAAAGAGACCAAAGGACGCUUUAUGAAGGAUAAGGUAGGUAUUGUGAAAAAUACAUCAAUUUUUCUUUUGAGAAAAUGUUCCCGUUUUGUUUACGCUUCGGAAAUUUCACUUGUUUGUGUUGGUAUUUUUCUGUUUUCUGGCAACGCGCUCUUUGGACUCACUGAAACUGCUGUCUCGAAGAUGACCGAAUCGUUGCCGGGUGUUGAUCAACUUCUCACGUAUACAUUCAAACACGGUGGAAGUCCUCUGAUGGAUUUGCCGUUGGCGGUGAAUCCGAGUGGAUGUGCGCGUUGCGAGCCACGUUUUCGAACACUCAUCAAGCAUCGACACCACAGGACACCACCAGCGGCCGCCGUGCCAAUCCAACCGCGAACAACUUCGAGUACGGAUUUUUAUUACCUUUUAUUCAAAUCACCGGGAAUGGCUAAAUUCGGAAUUGAUGAAAUGUUUUUGAAAAUUUGGUCAUCGCGAGAGAUAACAAAUGUGAAAUUUUCCAAAAAUGGAACGGAAUUUACAGCUCGUGGUGGUUCAAACUGGGCGAACAACGGUGUUGAUGCCAGUACUCGUGCGAUGUUGUUAGCAAGUGGUCUUUCACCCGAUAUAGCUUGGGGUCCGUACAGCCGUUGGGAACCAGGUCAGCUGAGUGGUAGUCACUAUACGCAGUAUCAAAAGAUGAAGAGAGAAUGGAAAAACAAUGUGUAUUUGGCCAGAUCGAGGAUACAAGGCCUUGGGCUGUAUGCGAAACGCGAUAUUGAAAUGAACGCAAUGAUUAUUGAGUACAAAGGCGAAGUGAUACGUAGUGAGGUUGGCGAAAUGCGCGAGAAACGAUAUGAGGCUCAGAAUCGUGGUGUGUACAUGUUCCGAAUUGAUGAGGAGCGUUUGGUGGACGCGACAAUGGCUGGUGGUCCAGCUCGUUACAUCAACCAUUCGUGUGAUCCGAAUUGUAGCACACGAAUCGUCACAUCAGGACCAAACGGAGACGACAAGAAAAUUAUAAUUAUUGCAAAUCGACCGAUCAGUGCCGGUGAAGAGUUGACCUACGAUUAUCAGUUCGAUAUCGAGGAUACUGCUGAUAAGAUCGCGUGUCUUUGUGGAGCGCCGAAUUGUCAAAAGUGGAUGAAUUGA
Molecule: messenger RNA, 2271 nt
Organism: Anisakis simplex (herring worm)
Lineage: Eukaryota; Metazoa; Nematoda; Chromadorea; Rhabditida; Anisakidae
Source: the annotation of a GenBank genome assembly